GACGAUUCAAGUUAAUGUCAAGUUUAUUAAGCUUUUGCUAUACCAUCAAGUUGUUAAACGAUCUGCAGCACAGAAAAGAGAGGAACAGAGAAACAUCACAUUGAAUAUAAGAGAGGGUGUGCAGUUAGUUCCAUAAAGACGGAGUUAAGGUGUUAUUACAGGCUAAGUGCAGUGAAUAUGUGAUUACUAUAUUUACACACUAAAAAGGUAACAUUUGAGUGUUUGUGUACCAACUUGGAUACUUCCAACGUAAAGUGGAACGAUCUUGGGUAUAUUUGGUUCCUAUCCGCUGGACUAGAGGUUUGUAUAUCUUUCAAAAGAAAUGGAAAUUCUGACCGAAAGGUUUUAGGCAUAUCGGGAAGUGCUGUUUUUUACGCAGUUUGCAGACACCAAAUCUCGCGACAAAUAGACUACGAAUCCCAUGAUGCCGUGCGCUGUCCGAGGACACGCGGAUUCCCCUCGAUCUCUGCUGUAAGGUCUUCUACUGACAGGACGGUCAUUCUAUGUACUUAUGGCUCAUACAACUACAGAAAACACUUUUGACAGGAUCAAAAACCUCUUGAAUUUCAAUGUGUUGGAUUAAUGGUUGAUCUGCUCUAGUUGGAGGCUCUGUGGUCAAACGUCUCAGGGAGGAGGAGAUGCAUCGUGUUCUGUCCCAGGGUGCAUUGCGGCAGAUGGCCUACAUGCGGUCUGUGGUCGUGGGCCUGUCGGUGUGUGAGGCUCGCCUGGCCGUGUCGGUGUGUAUUGUAGGCCGCCUGCCACCCGGGCCCGGCCAGCGCUGGGUCAGUACCUCAGCCUUUAACAGGGCAGUAGAACAGCCCAAGCUCCGGCCGGAGGACCAGGACCCACCCAGCCAUCCCCCCAGCCUGGCUGGAACAGAGCCCGUCUAUGGGGCAGACUCCUCCAAGCUGCCUGUGGAGGCCCCACCGGAGGCCCCAGAGAUAGACCCUCUGCAGGACAAGUCCAUUGGUCUGGUCCAGAGGUUCAAGAAGACCUUCAAGCAGUAUGGGAAGGUGAUGAUACCUGUCCAUCUCCUGACCUCCAGCAUCUGGUUCGGGACCUUCUACUACGCUGCUAUGCAGGGAGUGAAUGUGGUGCCUUUUCUGGAGUUCAUUGGUUUACCAGAGAAGAUCGUUGGUCUGCUGAAUCACUCUUCUGGCGGCUAUGCCCUCACUGCCUACGCCAUGUACAAGGUAAUACUACUCACUACGCCAUGUACAAGGUAAUACUCCCUGUCUACUCCAUGUACAAGGUAAUACUCCCUGUCUACGCCAUGUACAAGGUAAUACUACUCACUACGCCAUGUACAAGGUAAUACUACUCACUACGCCAUGUACAAGGUAAUACUACUCACUACUCCAUGUACAAGGUAAUACUCCCUGUCUACGCCAUGUACAAGGUAAUACUACUCACUACGCCAUGUACAAGGUAAUACUACUCACUACUCCAUGUACAAGGUAAUACUCCCUGUCUACUCCAUGUACAAGGUAAUACUACUCACUACUCCAUGUACAAGGUAAUACUCCCUGUCUACGCCAUGUACAAGGUAAUACUCCCUGUCUACUCCAUAUACAAGGUAAUACUCCCCGUCUACUCCAUAUACAAGGUAAUACUCCCCGUCUACUCCAUGUACAAGGUAAUACUCCCUGUCUACUCCAUGUACAAGGUAAUACUACUCACUACUCCAUGUACAAGGUAAUACUCCCUGUCUACUCCAUGUACAAGGUAAUACUCCCCGUCUACUCCAUGUACAAGGUAAUACUCCCUGUCUACGCCAUGUACAAGGUAAUACUCCCUGUCUACUCCAUGUACAAGGUAAUACUCCCUGUCUACUCCAUGUACAAGGUAAUACUCCCCGUCUACUCCAUGUACAAGGUAAUACUCCCUGUCUACUCCAUGUACAAGGUAAUACUCCCUGUCUACGCCAUGUACAAGGUAAUACUCCCUGUCUACUCCAUGUACAAGGUAAUACUCCCUGUCUACUCCAUGUACAAUGUAAUACUCCCUGCCUACUCCAUGUACAAGGUAAUACUCCCUGUCUACUCCAUGUACAAGGUAAUACUCCCUGCCUACUCCAUGUACAAGGUAAUACUCCCUGUCUACUCCAUGUACAAGGUAAGAAUACUCCCUGUCUACUCCAUGUACAAGGUAAUACUCCCUGUCUACUCCAUGUACAAGGUAAUACUCCCUGCCUACUCCAUGUACAAGGUAAGAAUACUCCCUGUCUACUCCAUGUACAAGGUAAUACUCCCUGCCUACUCCAUGUACAAGGUAAGAAUACUCCCUGUCUACUCCAUGUACAAGGUAAUACUCCCUGUCUACUCCAUGUACAAGGUUAGAAUACUCCCUGUCUACUCCAUGUACAAGGUAAGAAUACUCCCUGUCUAUUCCAUGUACAAGGUUAGAAUACUCCCUGUCUACUCCAUGUACAAGGUAAUACUCCCUGUCUACUCCAUGUACAAGGUAAUACUCCCUGUCUACUCCAUGUACAAGGUAAGAAUACUCCCUGUCUACUCCAUGUACAAGGUAAUACUCCCUGCCUACUCCAUGUACAAGGUAAUACUCCCUGCCUACUCCAUGUACAAGGUAAGAAUACUCCCUGUCUACUCCAUGUACAAGGUAAUACUCCCUGUCUACUCCAUGUACAAGGUUAGAAUACUCCCUGUCUACUCCAUGUACAAGGUAAUACUCCCUGCCUACUCCAUGUACAAGGUAAGAAUACUCCCUGUCUACUCCAUGAACAAGGUAAUACUCCCUGCCUACUCCAUGUACAAGGUAAUACUCCCUGCCUACUCCAUGUACAAGGUAAUACUCCCUGCCUACUCCAUGUACAAGGUAAGAAUACUCCCUGUCUACUCCAUGUACAAGGUAAUACUCCCUGCCUACUCCAUGUACAAGGUAAUACUCCCUGUCUACUCCAUGUACAAGGUAAGAAUACUCCCUGUCUACUCCAUGUACAAGGUAAUACUCCCUGCCUACUCCACGAACAAGGUAAUACUCCCUGUCUACUCCAUGUACAAGGUAAUAAUACUCACUACGCCAUGUACAAGGUAAGAAUACUCCCUGUCUACUCCAUGUACAAUGUAAUACUCCCUGCCUACUCCAUGUACAAGGUAAUACUCCCUGUCUACUCCAUGUACAAGGUAAUACUCCCUGCCUACUCCAUGUACAAGGUAAUACUCCCUGUCUACUCCAUGUACAAGGUAAGAAUACUCCCUGUCUACUCCAUGUACAAGGUAAGAAUACUCCCUGUCUACUCCAUGUACAAGGUAAUACUCCCUGUCUACUCCAUGUACAAGGUAAUACUCCCUGCCUACUCCAUGUACAAGGUAAGAAUACUCCCUGUCUACUCCAUGUACAAGGUAAUACUCCCUGUCUACUCCAUGUACAAGGUUAGAAUACUCCCUGUCUACUCCAUGUACAAGGUUAGAAUACUCCCUGUCUACUCCAUGUACAAGGUAAUACUCCCUGUCUACUCCAUGUACAAGGUAAUACUCCCUGUCUACUCCAUGUACAAGGUAAUACUCCCUGUCUACUCCAUGUACAAGGUAAUACUCCCUGCCUACUCCAUGUACAAGGUAAGAAUACUCCCUGUCUACUCCAUGUACAAGGUAAUACUCACUGCCUACGAUACAGAG
This is a messenger RNA of Oncorhynchus mykiss (rainbow trout), 3638 nucleotides long. NCBI's taxonomy places the organism in Eukaryota, Metazoa, Chordata, Actinopteri, Salmoniformes, Salmonidae. The record is from RefSeq and is a predicted model, not a curated record.